Molecule: messenger RNA, 852 nt
Organism: Arthroderma uncinatum
Lineage: Eukaryota; Fungi; Ascomycota; Eurotiomycetes; Onygenales; Arthrodermataceae
Exons: 3
Coding region: 1-852 (283 amino acids)
Cellular component (GO): cytosol
Molecular function (GO): oxidoreductase activity
Source: RefSeq, a predicted model, not a curated record
AUGACAACCUUCACUCCUACACAGCAUACAUCGGUCUAUCCGGCAAUCGACGCGAGCUUGCCGGAGCUCUCUCAGGCUGACCGAACGGUUUUGAUCACUGGCGGAUCCUUUGGCAUUGGCUUCAUUGCUGCGCAGGGCUUUGCAAAGGCAUCUGCCUCUAAGAUCAUCCUCUUGGGCCGUCAGCGAGACUCUCUAGUCUCAGCCUGUGAUCGGCUACGCAAGCAAUAUCCAGAAUUCCAGGGCGAAUUGAUCACAUAUGUAUGCGACGUUGGUGAUGCAGUCCGCGUCGCCGAAGUCUGGGAUGACCUAAAUAAGAAGGCCAUUGCAGUUGACGUAUUGAUCGUGAAUGCGUGCUAUUUCACCGUCGAAGGACAGAUAGCCGAUAUCCCCCUACAGCUGGCUUGGAGGGGUUAUGAGCGGGCCUUGAUCAAUAUUUCCUCCCGCCUGACCCACGACCAUGACGCCAGCGUUGGCUUUGGAAGUUAUGCUAGUACCAAAAUUGCAUUCAGCGCUAUCGUCCAGCAUCUAGCUACCGAGGUCCCUGUUGAACAGAUCCAGGUUCUCAAUGUCCACCCUGGAGAUGUGUAUACGGAAGGCGUUUCAAAGAUAUGUGAGAAGGAUUCCUGGCCUGAUUGGGAUGAACCCAGCCUUCCCGAAAAUUUUCUUGUCUGGGCGGCAUCACCCGCUGCAUCCUUCCUGCAUGGCCGAUUCGUCUGGGCUAACUGGGACGUCACUGAGCUCAAAAAUUGUGAAGCCCUGACAGAUGGCAAACCGGAGAACAAGCAACUUCUCAAACUUGGGGUCAAUGGGCUGGUGUUUGCAGUGCCUACUAUGGCCGCUCUGAAGACUUAA